Messenger RNA from Suillus clintonianus, 434 nucleotides. RefSeq lists its product as uncharacterized. Gene Ontology annotation, molecular function: FAD binding. The transcript has 3 exons. Lineage: Eukaryota; Fungi; Basidiomycota; Agaricomycetes; Boletales; Suillaceae. The record is from RefSeq and is a predicted model, not a curated record. Gene Ontology annotation, biological process: secondary metabolite biosynthetic process. The coding region runs from base 94 to 345 and encodes 83 amino acids.
GAGCAGUUUGUUGAGCCUUUCAAAGACUUAGAAGAAGACACAAAACACCUUCUCGAGUGUAUAGACAGAGGCACGAUUUAGGCCGUCGCGAUCAUGGGAGAUGCUGCCCAUGCAAUGGCGCCAUUUCAAGGUUCUGGCGCUGUUCAGAGUAUCGAGGAUGCUUACAUCCUCGCGACUGUUCUUGGACACAAACCCACGACCAUAGAAUUGGUAUCCAGGGCCCUCGUCAUCUACGACAAGUUGAGAAGGCCAUUCUCAUCGGACGUAGCUCUACGCUCAAUGCGUAACGUUCAGCUAUGCGCGUUUUAUGAGCUUAGCGAUACGAUCACUAAUAAUUGGGAGUGAGCAUGGUCGACAAUGCUCGAUGAUGCUUUGAAAGAAGCUGUUAUGCUUGUGAAGGACAGCUCAAUCAAAUAUCGAAGCAACAUGUUUAA